AUGGCGGCGACGAGGCGAGUUGGCAUAAAAUCCAAAGGUGUCGCCUUCCUGUUCAAUGACAUCCCGAGUCAGAUCCAUCGGUGUAUACCCGCCACCCCACCAAUUCAGGGAUCGUCACUUUGUGCGGCGCUUCGAACUCCACUGCAUAAACAGGUAUUGCCGUUCAUCCGCCACAAGGUGCACGCAGAACUGGUCGUCGCGCGGUUCCACCCUUCUUCUGUCUCUGCGCGGCUCCUCGUCCCCUUCCUCAACCUCAUCCAAGCCUCGUGUUCGCCGGUCGUUACGGUGUCCGCGCGUCCUCAAGAAUCAUUUGCUCCAGGCUGUGCUCCAGCGAAGUUUCCGACGGAUGCCAAACUCACGUUGAAGGCGUCCAUCGUCUCGCAAAGCCUCAAUGACCUUUUCGACAAAGUUGUCUACCGUGUCUCGGCCAAUAUUCCGAGGAGACCCUCUAAAUAA
Molecule: messenger RNA, 456 nt
Organism: Aspergillus welwitschiae
Lineage: Eukaryota; Fungi; Ascomycota; Eurotiomycetes; Eurotiales; Aspergillaceae
Exons: 2
Coding region: 1-456 (151 amino acids)
Source: RefSeq, a predicted model, not a curated record